AACGUGUGAUGAAGUGGAUCUCCAAGAUGAUAAGGUGAGACCAUAAGCAGCUAGCUUCUAUUAAUUUAUUCUACUUAAGAAAAGCAUGGAUUAUCUGAAAAAUGAGAUUUUUUUUUUUUUUUUAAAUUUGUUGUCGCUUUUUUAUUUUAGCACAAUGUUUAAUACCGAUAAAACUUGGAAUUUGCACACAAAGAAGGAACCCCCAAAACCACUUAAAAAACAGCCAAAAAAGCCAGAGAGAAAAAUGUCCAGCAAGUCACCAAUCUUUCCGAUGCCACAACCCCAACACUUCAGCGACUAUGGCUUCGACCCCCAAGUCUACUACUUUCAGGUUUUGGAGGAAGCAAGGAGGCACAAGCCGGAGACGACGAGAUCCAUAGACUCCAAACACUUCAAGCUCCAAAAGCCCAUAUCAAAAGAAAAGCCACACCACAACAAAACCAAGAAGAACUGCUGGUGGAAAAGCGCUCUGCAUUUCUUCAAAUGGAACAAGGUGACACCCCACCACCACCACCACCGUGUCUCCGCCAUCCGCGGCGGCGAUGAAGAUGUCCAACACCAGGCCAGGGCCAAAGCCUUCCGGGGAUCGAUUUCUGGGCCGGUUUAUAUCACUGAGAGCAGAAGCGGGUCGUGCGCUCCUUGCCUGAGUACUACCCGGCCGUCGUCUUGGCCGCUCGCCGGGACUAUGUCUCCGGCGAGUAAGGAUGAGAUGGGCAUUCCUUACCUGAACCUGAGGGAGCUCAACAUGGAGCAGCAGCAAAAGAGGAACUCUACCUCUGCCGUGCCUAUAUAUUUGGUUACUUAAUUAGUAUUUCAGGUGUCUACAUUUAAUUAAGGGGUUUUUGAACCUUAGUUCUUCCAAAAGAUUAAAAGUUAAAAAAAAAAAAAUAUAGUACUAGAUUACAUAUUUAAUUUAA
Pyrus x bretschneideri (Chinese white pear) is the source of this 917-nucleotide messenger RNA. RefSeq lists its product as uncharacterized. The record is from RefSeq and is a predicted model, not a curated record. Bases 86 to 805 code for a protein of 239 amino acids. Lineage: Eukaryota; Viridiplantae; Streptophyta; Magnoliopsida; Rosales; Rosaceae. The transcript is spliced from 2 exons.